This is a messenger RNA of Apus apus (common swift), 5620 nucleotides long. It is a transcript of the gene CPT1A, whose product is annotated as carnitine palmitoyltransferase 1A. Lineage: Eukaryota; Metazoa; Chordata; Aves; Apodiformes; Apodidae. Gene Ontology annotation, cellular component: mitochondrion. Bases 271 to 2583 code for a protein of 770 amino acids. Gene Ontology annotation, molecular function: carnitine O-palmitoyltransferase activity. The record is from RefSeq and is a predicted model, not a curated record. The transcript has 20 exons. Gene Ontology annotation, biological process: carnitine metabolic process; fatty acid metabolic process.
GGGAUCCGCCCUUAUGCCGUAGCAGCCAAUGGGGGAGCGGGCGGCAAGCCCGGCUCUCGCAGGGCUCGAGAGGGAGCGGUCGCUGUGUCUUUCGUUUCAUGUUGGUGCUGCUCUCAGCUGCAACUCAGCGCGGCCUGUACUGCCUUGAGAGCCGGUAACCGUUAUACUUUCAGCGGCUCUUGUGGUUAGAAGAGGUACCUUAAUAUAACAUACUGGACGCUCAAACUGAAAUACAAGCAUAGCCUGUAAAGGAAAGAACUCCCUCUGAUAAUGGCAGAAGCUCAUCAAGCAGUAGCUUUUCAAUUCACCGUAACUCCAGAUGGGAUUGACCUGCGGAUGAGCCAUGAGGCACUCAAACAAAUUUACCUAUCUGGUGUCCAUUCAUGGAAGAAAAAGUUCAUCAGAUUCAAGAAUGGAAUUAUCACUGGCGUUUAUCCUGCUAGCCCAUCUAGCUGGCUUAUUGUAGUUGUGGGUGUGAUGUCAACAAUGUAUGCCAAAAUUGAUCCUUCUUUAGGAAUAAUAGCUAAAAUCAACCGAACACUUGAUACAACUGGCUAUAUGUCAAACCAAACACAGAACGUCGUAAGUGGAAUACUUUUUGGCACAGGGCUUUGGGUUGCCCUUAUUGUCACAAUGCGCUACUCUCUAAAAAUGCUGCUUUCCUAUCAUGGUUGGAUGUUCGCUGAACAUGGCAAAAUUUCUGCAGGCACCAAGCUUUGGAUGGCACUUGUAAAACUGUUCUCAGGACGCAAACCCAUGUUAUACAGUUUCCAGACAUCUCUACCACGAUUGCCAGUUCCAUCUGUUAAAGACACAGUCAAUAGGUAUCUGGAAUCAGUUCGGCCACUUAUGGAUGAUGAAGAGUUCAGAAGAAUGGAGGGUCUUGCCAAAGAUUUUGCAUUUAGUUUGGGACCAAGGCUUCAAUGGUAUUUAAAGCUGAAAUCCUGGUGGGCCACUAAUUAUGUUAGUGAUUGGUGGGAAGAAUAUAUCUACCUUAGAGGACGUGGUCCUAUUAUGGUUAAUAGUAACUAUUUUGCAAUGGACUUCCUUUAUUUAUCUCCCACAACCCUGCAGGCAGCUAGAGCUGGUAAUGUUAUCCAUGCCAUUCUGCUCUAUCGGAAAAAACUGGACAGACAAGAAAUCAAGCCGAUUCUUCUGAUGGGUUCUACUGUUCCGCUCUGCUCAGCUCAGUGGGAACGGAUGUUUAAUACCUCCCGAAUCCCAGGAGAGGAAUCAGAUACUCUUCAGCAUGUGAACGACAGCAAACACAUUGUUGUGUAUCAUAAGGGCCGUUACUUCAAAGUGUGGCUGUACCAUGAUGGUAGGCUGUUGAAACCCCGAGAAAUAGAACAACAGAUGCAAAGAAUUCUUGAUGAUGACUCAGAGCCUCAGGCUGGUGAAGAGAAACUAGCAGCUCUUACUGCAGGAGAUAGAGUACCAUGGGCUAAAGCUCGACAGGCUUAUUUUAGCCGUGGAAAGAACAAACAGUCCUUAGAUGCUGUUGAAAAAGCAGCAUUUUUUGUGACAUUGGAUGACGUCGAGCAAGGGUACAGGAAAGAAGAUCCAGUGAGGUCACUUGAUGCGUAUGCAAAAUCCUUAAUACAUGGCAGAUGUUAUGACAGGUGGUUUGAUAAAACAUUCACUCUUAUAGUAUUCAAAAAUGGCAGAAUGGGUCUGAAUGCAGAGCAUUCUUGGGCAGAUGCUCCUAUUCUCGGACACCUGUGGGAGAAUGUAAUGGCAACUGAAUAUCUUGAACUGGGCUAUUCAGAAGAUGGUCAUUGCAAAGGAGAAACCAAUCAAAAUAUUCCUAUUCCCACCAAACUACAGUGGGAAAUUCCAGAAGAAUGUCAAGAAAUGAUUGAGAGGUCUCUGAGCACUGCCAUAGCUCUGGCAGAUGAUGUAGACUUCCAUUCAUUUUUCUUUGAUGUUUUUGGGAAGGGACUAAUAAAGAAAGCAAAAACCAGCCCUGAUGCAUUUGUGCAACUUGCCCUGCAGCUUGCUCACUAUCGGGAUAUGGGAAAAUUUUCCUUAACAUAUGAAGCAUCCAUGACGCGCUUGUUCAGAGAAGGCAGGACCGAAACUGUUCGUUCGUGUACUGUUGAAUCAUGUAAUUUUGUUCAAGCCAUGGAAGACCCAACUGAAAGUAAUGAAAAUAAACUUAAGUUCUUCCGGCUUGCUGCUGCCAAGCACCAGCACUUGUAUCGUCUCGCCAUGACUGGUGCUGGCAUUGAUCGCCACCUGUUCUGCCUUUAUGUUGUGUCCAAGUAUCUUGCUGUAGAUUCUCCUUUUCUUAAGGAAGUGUUGUCAGAGCCUUGGAGGCUGUCAACAAGUCAGACACCACAGCAACAUAUUGACUUAAAGAAGAACCCUGAGAUGUUAUCCUGUGGUGGAGGAUUUGGACCGGUGGCUGAUGACGGCUAUGGUGUUUCUUACAUUAUCUUGGAUGAAAAUUCCAUCCAUUUCCAUGUCUCCAGCAAAGUAUCUUGUUCUGAGACGGAUUCUCAUCGUUUUGGAAAAAACAUCCAAAAAGCAAUGGUUGACAUCAUGGGUUUAUUUAACCUUAGUAAAAACUGUACCAAGUGAUUUGCCUUAUCGAUGCCAAGCCAUCUCCCAUUGUUGGGAUGAGAACUCUUCUGAACAGUGAAUGAGCAAGGCUUGUUAAACGGCAGGUGGUGAAGAAACUGAGUAAACAUCUUCUGAUCACCUAUGAAAACCUUAGUAGUGCAUUGAACAUUUCAUUUUUUUCAGUAGUUUGGAAGAGGUUAUUUCCUUAUUUCCACAAAGGAUGACUUUUGAAAUCUUGUAUGUUCCUAGGCAUGAAGUAUAAUAUAAUUGCAUUGUCAUGUAUAUUUUAACGCCUACAGUUUUCUCUUAAUUUGUAUACACUUGCUUUUUUUUUUGUUAAUUUAAAAUUAGUCUACUUGUAUUCCAGAAUCAAAGGGAUAAAACACAGUCUUAAAUACUAGAAAAAGUUUUAUUUGCUAUGUAUUAAUAGCAGAAUAUUCUUCAAUGUAUCUGCUGCUUUAUGUCAAUGAAUGACAGAACUUGUGGCUGUUUACUGUUGGGUUUUUUUGUUGGUUUUUUUGGGUUGUUUUGGGUUGUGUUUUUUUUUGGGGGGUGGGGGGCAGGGUGGCUUAAAAGUAAUCUCUGUAAAACAUACAAAAAAAGAUGCCUGCUAACCUGUAACAUACCGAGACAUAGAAAUUUGAGCGGGUUUGGAAAAAAACAACAUUGGGUAGUGCUAUAUUGGGUAAUUAAAUGUCACCUCAUUAGCAGGUAUCACAUUUUUCUUUUUACUUAGAAGGAUGUCUGCCACAUUGUUAAUUUUGUUCUGUAUAGAUAAAGAGACCUAUGUGCUUGUUCAUGCUACUGCCUUAGGAAAAGAAAGAUCCUAAACCCAGGAAAAAGUGUAUUCUGGGAGUUGCUUUUACCUUGUCUUAGUGGAGAAGAAGGUGAAGUAGUAGUAAUGGAGAUCUAGUUUUCAAACUGUAAGUUAGGUUUCUGCAGUAUAUGUAGGCUCUGAGUGUGUUGCCAUAUGGUGCAGUUAGGUUUAAAGCCCUAAUGAAUGCACCGGUCUAAAUGGCAAAGAUCUGUCCCUAUGAAAUGCAGGAGUAACUUUGUUUCAGAGCUACCGAUACUUAUGUAUUAUUUGGUGGUCGUUUGAGAUAAGUUUCUGGGUUGCAGGGAAUAUAAUUUUAAUUUAAAUGCAGGCUGUUGAAUUUAGAGACUGAUCAAUAGCAGUUUGCCCACUUUCACCCUGGAAGGACCACUACUACAUUGCCAGCUAUCUGAAUGAGAAGGGCAGACUGUGGAAAACAGCUGCAGAAUGGAGAAGUCCUGGCCUUUUCAAGACCCUCCUGGGCGAUGCUCUUGGUCAAGCAGUUUCUGAAGGAUACAAGGAUACAAGGAGGGAGGGGAAAGCUGUUUCACUCAAAAAAGAGCAUAAUUUUUCCAAGUGCAGAAAUAAAAUGGCCACUACAAAAUGGAGUAUCUUUGUGUGCAGUGCUUCUCUGCCCCAGUCUUUAUAGAUGUGCUUACUUUUUACAUCCUGCAAUCCAGUAAAAUGUAGCUGUUAGGGCAACUUUUCUUUUUUUUUAAAUUAAAUGUUUUUAGUAGUAGAGUGAAUGCUGCUUCAGUAUGAUGCUGAUUUUAAAGGCCUUUGGGGUUGAUAUAAAACUUCUCAUUAAACUUUGAAUGCUUUCUGGCCAGUAUUUCUAUGUUUCUAUGCCUCUUCGCUUUUUUUUGUGUUUUGUAGGGGUUUUUUUGUUGCUGUUUGGAUUUUGUGGGUUUGGGUUUGAUUUUUUUAAUUCCAAUCUAGCUAUGAAAACACCUGUAUAUGUAUGUUUGAGGUGGGAAACCUUAAGGAUCCCAGAUAAAUACUUAAACUAAUGCAUGAUUACAUAAAUGUAGGAACUCACAGGAAUUUGCCAAAGACAUUCAUUAUUUAAUUAGGUACACUCUGUGGGAAAGGAUACUUUGAAAUAAGUCCUUACUGUGUCUGGUAGACCUGGCAUUUAUCAAACUACUGCAACAAAUUUAUAGUGAUCUGUUAUUUUGGACUGCAGAACUAAUGCACUGUUUGUUUCAUUUGGUUUUUUUUGUUGACCACCGAGCAAUAUGUGCUUAAAGUAACAUUAGGAUAUAGAAAAUUGUAGGAUUUUCUUUUAGAAAAAAAAGGUUAGAUUUGACUCUCAGGUAUUAAAUGUUUAAAGUCUUGUUGUAGUUAGUGCAGUUAUCAGUGAAAUCUUAGAUUCUUAGAAAGUAUAAUUGGCACAGAAAGCUGGGUUUCAUUGCAAACGUUAGAAAAGUUUACUGGUGUUACAUGUAUCUUUUUAAUUCAGGAAAGAUCAUAAUUCCUUAACAGAUACAGUUUUAUUUAGUUUUCUUUAAAAUGUCAACAGCAUGUAAAAAAAAAAAAAGGCUUUUUGGAUGUAAAUCUUGGAAAUCCACAGUGAAUGUAGGCUAUUAAUAUUUUAAAUAUUGAUAUUCGAUAUUGUGUACAUACAAUAAAACUACUUGCUUUUUUUUGCUGAAAAGCCAUAGGAAUGUAACUGAAAUUACGUGAUUUGAAUGAACCUUCCUCAAUAGUGCAAAAGUUCUUAUUCCAGAAAAGAUAUUGAUUUGUUACUAAAACCUUGUAUUACUUAUUCUCGUUAGUGAUUUAAGAGCUCCAAGUUAGAAUUGAGUAGGUGGUAAAAAUCAGGUUGGAUAAUAAUAAUAAAUUAACUUGUUUAUUAAAUAGCAGUGUCAAAUUGCUGGAAUACCUCAAAUGUGCAUUUUCCAAAUUUCUUAUUUCAGCUAUUUCAUUCCAGAAAUUAGAAACCAUUAAGUCCAUCUAGAGACUACCAUUCCCCAGUAUUUACACCAUUCCAAACUAAAUAUUCCUUUAAGGGUUGGGUUUUUGAGGUACUAAGGAAGGCUGUGCCUCACCUUGAAAAUCAUGGUUCUAAUUCAGCCUUUGUACCAGUUGUUUCCUUGUCUAAAAUAUAUUAAUUUAAGCUAGUUGUUUAUUUUUCUUUUCAGUUACUCUGUAUCUAUGGUUGAUUGCUUACAUCUAACACUGUUUUCUACUUGCUUCUGUUACUUCAAAAAAAAAAAUAAAAUAUCACAAUUACCACUA